Messenger RNA from Engraulis encrasicolus (European anchovy), 2237 nucleotides. RefSeq names its product substance-P receptor-like. Gene Ontology annotation, molecular function: substance P receptor activity. The transcript is spliced from 5 exons. NCBI's taxonomy places the organism in Eukaryota, Metazoa, Chordata, Actinopteri, Clupeiformes, Engraulidae. Gene Ontology annotation, biological process: positive regulation of flagellated sperm motility; G protein-coupled receptor signaling pathway. The record is from RefSeq and is a predicted model, not a curated record. Gene Ontology annotation, cellular component: sperm midpiece; plasma membrane. Bases 190 to 1536 code for a protein of 448 amino acids.
AACCUCUCCACUCUCCAUUGAGCACUGAGUGCCACGCGCACUCGGAUUACAGUUGUCUUCAAACAUCCACAGAUGAACUGGAACUGCACUUUUGCACGCAUAUUCUUUGCAUGGACCUCUAUCAGUUUAAAGUAUUUUAACUAAAACUAAGAGGAAAAAGCCAGCCAAACAACAACAAAAAUCAAGAGCAUGGAUCCACUCUACACGCCAACGGAUUUCCUAAACGACACCAUGGAAAACAAUUCUUCCAAUUUAACGGAUUUCUAUGAUAACCGGUUUGCCCAACCUGCGUGGCAGGUCGUGGUAUGGGCAAUUGCCUACUGCAGUAUAGUACUCGUAUCGGUGGUUGGGAAUAUUGUGGUGAUCUGGAUCGUCCUUGCGCACAAACGGAUGAGGACCGUCACCAAUUACUUUUUGGUCAAUCUUGCCUUUGCCGAGGCAUCGAUGGCAGCUUUUAACACAGUGAUUAAUUUUGUCUACGCGAUGCACAACGAGUGGUACUUUGGGAUGGGGUACUGUCGAUUCCACAACUUCUUCCCAAUUGCCGCAGUCUUCGCAAGUAUUUACUCAAUGACAGCUAUAGCCCUGGACAGGUACAUGGCCAUUAUUCACCCCCUCCAGCAGCGCCUCUCCUCCGGUGAGACCAAACUGGUGAUCGGGGUGAUAUGGGUCCUGGCUCUGCUCCUUGCCUUCCCUCAGUACUACUACUCCACCACCUUGGACAUGUCAACUCGCACCAUCUGCUACAUAGAGUGGCCCGAGUAUGAGAUAUGGGAUUUCAAGCUGACCUACCACAUCUGUGUGACCGUGUUGAUCUAUUUGCUGCCGCUGGUGGUGAUGGGUGUUGCCUAUCUGGUGGUGGGGCUGAACCUGUGGGCCAGCGAGAUCCCUGGAGACUGCACCGAGCGCUACCGCGAGCAGCUCACCGCCAAGCGCAAGGUGGUGAAGAUGAUGAUCGUGGUGGUGUGCACCUUUGCCCUGUGUUGGCUGCCCUACCACGUCUACUUCCUGCUCUACCACCUGUAUCCACAGGUGUUGGAGGAGCCCUACAUCCAGCAGGUCUACCUGGCCAUCAUGUGGCUAGCCAUGAGCUCCACCAUGUACAACCCCAUCAUCUACUGCCUGCUCAACGACAGGUUCCGUGCAGGGUUCCAGCAGGCGUUCUACUGGUGCCCCUUCGUUCCGGAAGGCUCCUACAAGAGCCUGGAACUCAAGACCACCCGCUUCCUGCAGACCCAGGUCAGCAUGUAUCGCGUCAGUCGCAUGGACACCACCGUCUCCACCGUGCUGCCCUGCGGGAGCCCAGACAGCGCCGGCCCGGAUCCGUACCAGGCCAGGGACGUGGAGGACGAGGAGGAGGAACUGGGUUCCAUGGACCAGCACACCACAUUUGACUUCACCCCCAACGGGUCUACUCACGACAGCCAUCACAAGAACAGCCCACCUCCUUCCCCCACCACCACCACCUGGACCAGAGAAGACUUCCUUUCAGGCCCCAAAGAGGACCAUGCUGGUGCCGGCGGUUACCAUAUCUGAUUUUAACUGGCAUGUUGGAAUGGUGGAUGAUUAGAGCGCACCAGAACGAAACAGUUGGUAAACCGAGUAAUUGAUUUCUUUCCUAAAUGUGAACCCUGACAACAUACAUAGAGACGUCAACAGGUUAAUCUGGGGUGACAUGCAGUAAAAUACAAAACAAUACCACACAUGAAUGGUCGGUCACUGGUAAGCAAUUUGGUGGCCAGCUUAACUGCUGCGGGAACCGUCACUUGGCACCGUUCUGGACGGCCAGAAAACAGCUUGAGAGACCCAGAGGAAGAAUAUAAGUAAUGUGUGGGCAGAGCAGAUGGAAAGGGGGACUUCUGCUGUAUACACAGGAACAAACACAUGAAGCCUGCUAGAGAGCUAUUGUUUUGGACUCUUCCUCCAGAGAUUUUACAGGUUGCCAAAACUCUCAUUCACUUUGCCAUUCAGACUUGAAGACGUGGGAGAUGGCAUUGACCAAGUACAUGUGAGGGGGAAGCUUUGGGAAAUGAGCCUAAUCUGAGUUCUGGUGUUUGGGCUUAGGUUUGUAGAUACAGUAGUCAACUGCAUAGCAUUGGCAAGCAAUGAUGGCCUUUCCCCCAAAUGACUGAAGACAGUGUCAGCAAUGCAGGCCAUCUCUGUGUUUGCUGAUGAGUCGUCCUCUUAGGACAAGUUCCAGUGAACAACUACACUCCCAGGGAAGCCAUCAGGGGAGG